Messenger RNA from Mycena citricolor, 640 nucleotides. Lineage: Eukaryota; Fungi; Basidiomycota; Agaricomycetes; Agaricales; Mycenaceae. The record is from the annotation of a GenBank genome assembly.
UAGGAAUGGUGAGCGGGAGAAUUCGACGACGAGUACGGAAAUGAGAGCGCGGAAUGAGAUGACGAGGGUGGCUCAGUGUACUCGCAGGCAGAAAUACGCGAGAGGGGACAAUCAGGGAUAAAUGCAGAGAAAGGGAGAAAAGAGACCAAGGACGCGACGCGGGCGCUGAUCCGUCUGGCUGGCUUACCCCGGAUCAUACACUCUUCUCCCCCAAAUUAUCCGUCCGCCAAAUAUCAUACCUACAUGCAGGUGCAUAAUGAACAUGUGGCUAUCAUGCCCGAGUCAUACAGUACAUACCAUUACAUUACAUACUGUACAUACUUCUUGCAACAGCCGAGUCAAUAAAUCUGUCCGCGCGGCGCCGAAACAAUCCCGCGUCCUUCUCCUAGGAUUACAUGUCCGGAGAGAAGAGUGAGAUCGAUGACGGAGGGUCUUGGCUUUGACUAAUGCCACAGGCGAAGCAGCAGCUGCAAGCGCUGCCAAUGGCCUGGUCCGUCAAUGCGGGAAAGGUGGACAUCCCCUUUGGGCCGGAUGGAUGGAGUUUUGGGUGAGCUUGCGAUCUGCUGUGAUUCCGGUUCCCGGACACGUGGAGGUCAGGGGCCAGUUAAGUACGUGAGGCCGGUCCUACGAACAAGCUUCC